AGGACGUGUUUCUGUUCGCAUUGUGAUUGUGACAAUUGGCCAAAGAAAUGACAUCGUCUGACCUACCACCUCAGUUUAGUGCGAAGGCCAAUGUUUUUAUUAUUGUUAAUUUGGGCUGUGAGAUGCUCUAUGUAAUUGAUCAACGAUUGAAAGCACAAAAAAUCGCCGCCGAUAAGUCUAAACAAGUUUUACACGAUGUAACCUCAGUGCUGCUGGAACCAAAAUUCAUUGAAUCUCUGAUAGUGGGCUCAUCAUCUGAAGGCGGUCAACUUUUGGCCGAGGAACAUUGCAAAUUCAUGCUCAAAGACAUUGCCACCUGCUCAUUGAUGCGUCUCGACGAGGUGUCUAUGGAUAAAUUAUGGAAUCUUAUGACAAUGAUUUACAAAUGGCAGCUAUUCCACACGAAAUAUCAAUACCAGCUUAUGGAUAUAACUUUUCGUCAUUUGGCCUCAAUUGCUCAAUUAUAUCCCGAGGAGAAAUAUGCUCUGCUAAUUGACUAUACCAAGAAUACCCUAUUGGAUUUUUGGAAUUCAUGUACAGAUGAUGAACAGAAUCGCAUAUAUGCCACCAAUAUAUGGUGGUUGGAUGGUUUCAGCAUUAAAAUUUCCCUAUUGAUACGUUUGGGGUUUCAGGCUAUGGAUGGAACAUUUUUUGCCCAGGUCGAUGAAACAUAUUUCAAUGAUUUUCGUGAUUGUAUAGGGGAAAAUAUUUAUACGAAAAGUGCCGAAAUAGCUCAAACAAGGAGACAAGAAUUGGCGGCUACCACAGGCGUUAGCAAUUCGGCAAAUUGUGUUAAUCAAUUGGCAGAUAUGUUGAAUUAUUCACCAGCUACAGCUGCAGCUACGGCGGCAGUGGCCGGCACAGAUGCGGAAGAUUUUAAACCCUUAAACUUUCAGGAUUUUCAAAAGCAAUUUGAAAAAAAUUUACAGCAGUGUAAUAUACUCUUCGAGGAUUUGGAUGUUAAUGUGGUGCAUAAAAGCGGUGCAGCCAAUUCAUCAACCAGUUUGGAAAGUGAUGCCGCAGGAGGUUUUGUACACUUGAAUGCCACCUACAAUCGUCAGAGUUUGGAAGGUAUGGCGGCCGCUGCUACGCCUGAUACCCAGCUGGCGGCAAACAACAGCAGCGAUAAUCAGCCAACAUCGAAUGUAAUCAAUAGACAGCUAUUGGAUUUGUAUAGCAAAUUGAACUAGUCUGAAAUGUUAAAACAAUCAACAACAAUAACAAGAAUCUUUUGUUUGUUAAACUAUUAAAAUAUGUAUGUUUCAAGAUUUA
Messenger RNA from Stomoxys calcitrans (stable fly), 1272 nucleotides. RefSeq names its product protein OSCP1 (gene OSCP1). The record is from RefSeq and is a predicted model, not a curated record. Gene Ontology annotation, biological process: transport. The transcript has 2 exons. NCBI's taxonomy places the organism in Eukaryota, Metazoa, Arthropoda, Insecta, Diptera, Muscidae. Gene Ontology annotation, cellular component: plasma membrane; cytoplasm. The coding region runs from base 48 to 1190 and encodes 380 amino acids.